Molecule: messenger RNA, 14724 nt
Organism: Coregonus sp. 'balchen'
Lineage: Eukaryota; Metazoa; Chordata; Actinopteri; Salmoniformes; Salmonidae
Source: the annotation of a GenBank genome assembly
AUGGCGGGAACGGGUGGGCAGCUUGCAGAGAAGAGAAAGGGUAUCAACCAGGUAAAAACAUUAUUUUUUACAGAAGGAAGACGAAAACAAUGGUAUUAUCACAAUCAAAAGCAAAGGGGUUGCAUUUCAAAUAGCCUUCCAUUUGUGACAUAUUCUAGUUCAUGGAGUGUGCUGCCACCUUGUGGCUUUGUCAAAAUGAUCAACAGUUGGACUAGGCCUAGUAGUCUAGUAAGCACUGCCCUACCACCAGGUGUCUUCUCAUACCCACUUUUUUAGAUCCUACAGUCGUGGUCAAAAGUUUUGAUAAUGACACAAGUAUUGGUCUUCACAAAGUUCGCUGCUUCAGUGUUAUGAGAUAUUUUCUGUCAGAUGUUACUAUGGUAUACUGAAGUAUAAUUACAAGCAUUCCAUAAGUGUCAAAGGCUUUUAUUGACAAUUACAUUAUGUUUAUGCAAAGAGUCAAUAUUUGCAGUGUUGACCCUAUUUUUUCAAGACCUCUGCAAUCCGCCCUGGCAUGCUGUCAAUUAACUUGGUUGGGAGAAGUUGCUCUCUGAGGAUGUGUUGGUACCAUUCUUUAUUCAUGAUGGUAGCGCCCACCUUGUCUUCUCUGGACAAGGUGUUUUCCGGAUGCCCCAAACAAUCGGAAAGGGGAUUCAUCAGAGAAAAUGACUUUACCCCAGUUCUCAGCAGUCCAAUCCCUGUACCUUUUGUAGAAUAUCAGUCUGUCCCUGAUGUUUUUCCUGGAGAGAAGUGGCUACUUUGCUGCCCUUCUCGACACCCGGCCAUCCUCCAAAAGUCUUCGCCUCACUGUGUGUGCAGAUGCACUCACACCUGCCUGCUGCCAUUCCUGAGCAAGCUCUGCACUGGUGGUGCCCCAAUCCCGCAGCUGAAUCAACUUUAGGAGACACUUGCUGGACUUUCUUGGGCGCCCUGAUGCCUUCUUCACAACAAUUGAACCUCUCUCCUUGAAGUUCUUGAUGAUCCGAUAACUAGUUGAUUUAGGUGCAAUCUUACUAGCAGCAAUAUCCUUGCCUGUGAAGCCCUUUUUGUGCAGAGCAAUGAUGACGGCACGUGUUUCCUUGCAGGUAACCAUGGUUAACAGAGGAAGAACAAUGAUUUCAAGCACCACCCUCCUUUUAAAGUUUCCAGUCUGUUAUUCUAACUCAAUCAGCAUGACAGAGUGAUCUCCAGCCUUGUCCUAGUCAACACUCUCACCUGUGUUAAUGAGAGAAUCACUGACAUGAUGGCAGCUGGUGCUUUUGUGGCAGGGCUGAAAUGCAGUGGAAAUGUUUUUGGGGGAUUAAGUUCAUUUUCAUCUGAUCACUCUUCAUGACAUUCUGGAGUAUAUGCAAAUUGCCAUCAUCAAAACUGAGGCAGCAGACUUUGUGAAAAUUAGUAUUUGUGUAAUUCUCAAAACUUUUGACCACGACUGUAUGAAGAAAGAUUAUUUCUGUGUGUGCAGAUGCAAAACUAGGCUAUUGACACAUUGGGGGUCUCUAUUUCAUCAUAGGCUAUAAAUAUUCGGAGGAGAGGCGCGAAUAGAUAGCCUACUUAAUUUACAAUGGCCUAUUUCUAGCCUUGAUAACCCAAUAGCAAAUUAAUGUUCGAUCCAUGGAGCGGGGAGAGGACGCUUUAAAUACCUUCUGAGUCACCGCGGUCAAAUGCCACAACUUGGACAUGGCGCGCACGACUAGUAAUUUCUGUGCAAGCUUGAUUUAUUUGAAUCAGACACCUAUGUAAAUUGUCAUUUAGAAAGUGGUUCACACACUCCCCCUUCCCUUCGAAGUAAUGCAUUGUAUUUGUUAUCCUUGUAGAGUCAACAAGACAAAACGUUCCUUGUAUUAUUCAAUUUACAGUAACACUUAACCCUGUUAGUAUUAAUCAAAAUGGUGUUUGUGUGUGAGGGAGAGAGAGAGAGAGAGAGAGAGACAGACAAAGAGAGAGAGUAGGCAGUCGCUAUCCAGGGACCAAUCGCUCCGCAUGAAUAGGACUAGAAGCCUAGUUUUGUGAGAUCCAACCGCGUCUUCAAUAUUUCAGAAUUGACCAAAAGCAGAGAUUGCAGUGUAAUUCAAAACCACUAGAAACGGAAUAUAGGAGAUAUUUUCAGAGCUAUUACCUUUAAUAGCCCACUGGAUGUAAGCUACCUGGGGACAAUGUAGAGCGCGUUUUUUUGGAAGAGGUUAAUUGCAACUAGCGACAAUAUCAAAGACCACCAAGAACAACAGACUUAAAACAAACAGACAUCGGAAGGUAAGGUCCUCUACAGAUUCUUUCAUUUGUGAAGAGGUGGAGGUACAGUGAAAUGUUUAGUAACACAACCAAUACGCACGGUCUAAUAGUGACACUCAAAAACCAGUCGAGACUAUACAACUUUCAUGGGUUUUUGUAAAUUGUUCGCAAAAAUAUGUAAUAUUUAGUUAAAAGCCUAUAGUUGAGCCUCAUGGAUCUGUUGUGAAGAGACUUUGCGAUUCGAACUUUGGUGAAACACAUGCAAACGUUUUGUACGUCAUGUUAUAAUGUCCAAAAUAUGGAAUAUGAACACUAUAUAGCCCAGUGUUUCUUAAUCCUGGGGGUACCCAUUUUUGCAUCUAAAACAUCUGAUUCAAAUCAUCAAAACUUGAUGAUGACUUUAUCCUUGAAAUCAAAUAAAAUAAAAAUUGUAUUGGUCGCAUGUGCCGAAUACAACAGGUGUAGACUUUACAGUGAAAUGCUUACUUACGAGCCCAUUCCCAACAGUGCGGAGUUAAAAAGUAAGACAAAUAUUUGUUAAAUGAAAUGAAAUAGUAACACAAUAAAAACAAUAGAGGGUAUAUACAAGCAGUACCAGUACCGAGUCAAUGUGCAGGGGUGCUACGUAAUUGAAGUAUGUACAUGUGGGUAGGAGUAAAAGUGUGUAUGUAGUGUAAGGGGGGAAACAAAAAUAUGCACCCCUUUUGUUCCCCAGGACCAGGAACCACUGUUUAUAUAAACGUACAUAUUAAUCGAUACAUUUUCAGAUUAAAACAGCACUGACUAUCGCUUUUGAUGCAUGUACAGCACACACCUGAUCAGGUGAGCCUUUUUUGCUAGCAACAUUAUAUUCCCGCCUUCUCUGUAAUUUCAUUGGUUUGAAAGAGUGAUAUUCCGGAGUGAUUAGUCAGAGCUACUGCUUGUCAAGUCUUCAGCGAGGUUUUGAGAUUUGUAUUGACGAUGGAUUGAGAAUAAUACCGGUAAAAGUAAAAACGACAUUUCAAAUCAAUUCAAAUUGCAUGUGACCAUGCGCCGAAUACAACUUGUAGACUUUACCGUGAAAUGCUUGCUGAUGAGCCCUUCCCAACAAUGCAGAGUUAAAAAUACAAAUAACAAAUAACACAAGAAUGGAGCUAUUAACAAUUUGCAUAGGUACGAGGUAUUUGAGGUAGAUAUGUACAUGAAGGCCGGGUAAAGUGAAACCAAUGAGUGAAACUGAUACAUGGCAAAAAAUAAAUCUACAUUCUCCAUGGUAUUCAGUUUGAUGUUGAAUGACCUUAGUUGGUGAUUGUCAGAGUUAAUGUCAGAAGAGGAGUGGUUAACAUAUCCAUGUGCUUUUUCUUGGUUUUAAGGUUGGGAACAUAGAGACCAUGUGUGCGCGCGCGUGACACUAGCCUAUGCAUGUGUUUGUAUAUGUGAGAUCAAGAGGUCCAAAACAAUUGUCUCUCACUUCCCUCCACAAACAAUUGGCGGAUGUUGUGCUACUACUCCCUAGUACACAACAUCAACUUUGUUACAUUAUUUUCAGAAUUGCGGCCAGAGAAGGUUAUUAGAUGAGGGUUAUUGAAUUAAGGCAGCUGGAAAGUAUGUCUCUCUUAUGACUAUGCAGUGGCUCCAUGGCAGGAAACUAAAUAGCAUCCGCCACCACAAGAACUCCAUCUAUUUGGUUAUAAAAUGGCUGUCGUCAGCUCAGCGUUAUGUAAUCUGACAGGGACAGAGACAAACGGCAUGGCACAGCACUAAAAGAUGUCUGGGACUACUGUAGGGAUGCUUAUUGAAAAAAUUGGCAGUUGUUUAGAUGGGUUUGACAAAACAAACUCUUCACGAAGAGAAGUCUUGGUCUAAAACUUCGAAAGGCUCAUGGCACCUCAUCUCAAGUUCAACUUAUAGUUAGAGCAGUACAUAUACAGUAUGUGCUGUUAGUGUGUGUCCUGUACUAUGCUGUUCUAUGAAUGUAUUGACUCAACAAGUGUCUCAACUGACAUUCCUAAGUGUUAUUACUGGGGCGACAGGUAGCCUAGUGAUUUAAGAGCGUUGGGCCAUUAACCAAAAGUUAACUGGUUUGAAUCCCCAAGCUGACUAGGUGUAUCGAGAGUGACUCUUCUGAAGGGAUGACAACGUCACUAACCUUCUCGUAUGCCAACACACUCAGACUCUCCCUCUUCUCUUUCUGUGUGAACAGUUUCUGCUGAACUCCAUGGAUCAGACACGCAAGAGGCUUCAUCUCCUUCUGCUCCCGACCGCUGUCACUGUCUGGUCUCUCCCCGUCUCGAUGGGCGCCAGCGUGACCCCAGGGGGGUGUGGCUCCAUUGUAGACUCCCUGUACUACAGCCUGUGUGACCUCAGCGCCGUAUGGGGCAUCGUGCUGGAGUCGUUCGCGGCGGCCGGCGUGGUGGGUUCCAUCAUCCUCCUCAUCGUCCUCCUGGCCAGCCUACCCUUCAUCACAGACAAGAACAGGAGGAGCUCUGUGGGGAUCAAUGCCUGCUUCCUGAUCUGUACCCUGGGCCUCUUCUGCCUCACCUUCUCCUUCAUCGUAGGGAAGGACUUCGCCACCUGCGCCUCGCGACGCUUCCUCUUCGGGGUGCUGUUCGCCGGGUGCUUUGCGUGUCUUCUCAUGCAGUGUGUGAGGCUGAACCUCCUGACCCGCAGGGGGGAUCAGGGGCCCCGGGCCUGGGUUCUGUGUCUGGGAGCCCUGGGGCUCUGGCUGGUGGAGGUGGUCAUCAACACGGAGUGGCUGAUCAUUACCAUUGUUCGCUACCCGCUGUCACCACUCAACGUUACAGGGACAGCACUAGGCACGGCCGCAGACGUGCCCUGUAACAUUGCCAACCAAGACUUUGUCAUGGCGCUGAUCUACGUACUGAAUCUUCUCCUAGCUGUCGUAGUGGCAUCCUUACCCUCCCUGUGCGGGAAACACAAGCAGAGGCGCCAGGAGGGAGCCUUCAUCCUCAUUACGGGUCUCCUCUCUGUUUUCAUCUGGGUGGCCUGGAUCACCAUGUACGUCUGGGGGAACCUGAGAACCGGCGGACCCAGCUGGGAUGACCCUACCCUGGCCAUCGCCCUGGUCAGCAACGCCUGGGUGUUCCUGGUCCUCUACACCAUCCCAGAGAUCUGCUCUCUGACCCAGGAGGAGGGGGGUGUGCCGGGGUUCGGAGAGGACCUGUACCCAAGCAGAGGGGUGGGCUAUGAGACCAUCCUGAAAGAUCAAGGAGCCCAGAAUAUGUUUAUGGAGAACAAGGCUUUCUCUAUGGAUGAGCCCAACUCAGGUAUGUAGAGAUGCACACACACAGGCGUGCGCACACACACACAUGCACAUACGUAAGCUGCACACACACACACACACACACACACACACACACUGACACUUGUUGACCCACAUCAAUUACCUGCCUUCACUAAUUAGUACACUUCACUAGACGACAGGGUGUUUUGUCCUCUUGCUGGCACAUCACAGUGGAUGUUUCUAACACACCUAGCAAACAUUAGAGGCGAAGGUUCAUUAAGAGGGCCACUGAAGCUUGCAUCAGUACAGUCAGGCACGUGAAUAAGGGAACAUUGUCAUCUGCAUGGAGCGAUCUUCACACUCUACCAGUGAAGAAGUAACAAUGAAUGUCAUCGAAACGGUAAUGAAUUUCACACCCAGUUUACGUUCUCCAAACUCUUCAGAAUUUGAUAUGCUGAUGCGCUUUUAAUCCUGUUGGUGACCAUUAUCUGAUCUACCAGGCUGCAGCGUGGCCAGACAGGACACUGUGUCCCUCCUCUCCUCCCACUCUAGAUCUUUGAUGCUGCUCUACCUGCCCUCAGCCUGCCCUAGCCUCAUCUCAUCACCACAAGGGUUGCGUCCCAAAUGGCACCCUAUUUCCUAUAUAGUGCAUGCACUACUUUUGACCAGGGCACAUAGGUCUCUGGUCAAACGUAGUGCACUAUAUAGGGAAUAGGGUGCCCUUUGGGACGCAUCCCAUGGCUUAGGUUAGAGUGGGAGGGAGGGAUAAUAGCACAUGGUAAUGUGGAUGGCGGAUGGCGCCUUAUGAGUGAGCAGCUCUGUCCUGACUGAGAGAUUAGCUUACUGUAUGUCCUGGUCUGCUGAGAGGUCAGCUGGCACCACGCCAUAUCAAGACAAUAUUAGAAGAUAGAGGGACAUACAGCAUUCAUUAAGCAACCAUUUUUACUGACUGGAAUAUCAUGUUUGAAUAAAUGAAACAAAAUAACAUCCGGCCUAGCCCACAAGUUGCCAUAUCAAACUAAUAAUGAGAAGAGAACGUUGUGAGAAAAAUAACCCUUCCAUAUUUGGCGAUUAUAUUAAAUAUUAAAGGGAAAUGUUUGUUUUAAAACGCAUCAACCUUUUCUGGUAGAGACUGAGAACGAAGGAUGAUGUCCUUCAUGAUGAGAGAGAGCUAUGAAAACAUUAAAUAGUCAAUCAUUGUCUUUAUUUAGCCCGAGGACUUAUUUAAAAGUUAAGCGACCGAGUUGUCUCUCCCAAACACACAUUCCAUUACCACCGAUCUACCAGGUGAUUCAAUGGGAGUUUGUAAUUACUCACACAUUAGUAAAUGUCUAGAAUAAAACAGUGACCUAAUCAGUGUACCAUACAUACAUAAAUGUUGACACAACACACUCCUCAGCUCUGAUUCAGUCCCAACAUCAAUGCUUGUGUUUGCGUUACUGUGCCGUCUCCAUAGAUACCUAGUCAGUUGCACAACUGAAUGCAUUCAACCGAAAUGUGUGUUCUGCAUUUAACCCAGCCCCUCUGAAUCAGAGUGGUGCGAGGAGCUGCCUUAAUCGAUGUCUACAUCAUUGGUGCCCAGGGAGCAGUUGUUGGGAGUUAACUGCCUUGCUCAAGUGCAAAACAGCAGAUUUUUACACCUCUGGGAUUCAAAGCAGCGACCUUUCAGUUACUGGCCCAAAACUUAAUGCUAGGCAAUCUGUCCAUAGGUGUGGCAACAGUAUCAUCGUGGAUAGAUAUUUCACAGGGGGGGGCCAGGCAUUUCCACCUGGGGGAAAACAAAACUGUCUCUCACAUUAUCCACACCAGACCUGGGAUAACUAUAGUUUUAAAUAUGCUUUGUGGAAAAUCAACAACAAAAUAAUGGCGGAACAAAUAGUUACUUUGAAGGUGACUAUAACUAUUUGAAUACGGAUUCUAAAAUUACAACUUUUUAAAACUAUUUGAAUACAGAUCUGAGAAAGCAACUACUUAAAAAUAUAUAUUUUAAUGUAAAGCCUUAUUCAAAUAUUUCCCAGAGUGCCUUGCCUUUUGAGUGACUGUAUUUGUUGGACAGAGACAUGGUUGUUUUAUUCAUCCAUUUUCUGUCCAAUGGACUUCACCAAGUAAGAUCCUAAACUGUCAUAAAAAAAUGAAAAUAUUAACAAAAUACCAUACAUAUUUCAUAAGGCCUUAUUUUUUUACGUUUAUACAGGGGCCUGAAACUCAUACACGUCACUUUGAACCAAAACCACGCCCAUCAUUAUCAUGUUUCCCUGCAUGCUCUAUUGCAGGUAGAUUUUUAGAAUUCUUUGUUUCAAUAUCUAUGUUUGUGAUUCAUUAAUUAAUAUUAUGCUAGUCAAAUAGAAAUUACAAACAGUUUCUAAACUAAUCCAAUAUGUUACUUGGACUUAUUGCACCCGUUACUGAGAUGGUUGUUCCACUUUAGGUAGUCUCAUAACUUAGUCUUCCCAACCAUGGCAGUCAUUCUGAAUACAUGUUGCAAGUGAUAAAAAAUUCCAAUAGGUUGCUAUCCCCACACUGGCUGGAUUCAAAUAGGAAUUAUGCAUCACCUUGCAAACCAGCAUAAUGUGACUUGCAGGCCUGUUGUGGCCUGUAAACCAUAAGUUUCUGGCCUUUAUAUUAUGCACUAAGAAAAAAAAGGUAUAGAGUUGUUUCUAAAGGGGUACAAACACUCCUCACUGUAGUGGUACCCAGUAAGGUUAUCAUUUUUACCUUUAGUUAUAAUUGGCCUGCAAAUAGGGUUGCAAAAUUAGUGAUGUUGCAAAAAAAAAAAAAAAGGAUUUCUGGAAAACCUGGGAAAUUUGGAAAAGUUACCUGCAAGUCACAUUAUACUGCCUUGCAAAGUGAUGUAUAAUUCAUAUUCGAAUCUAGCCAGAGCUAGGAUAGCCAACAGUUGGAAUUUGUAUUCACCUGCAACCUGCAUUCAGAAUGAGCAUCAUGGUUAGAAAUAUUGAGAAGAGACUGACUAAGGCAUCUAAACUGGAACAAACAUCUCAGUAAUGGGUGCAAAAAUUGGAUGAUUGGAUUAGUUUAGAAAAAUGUAUGUUAUUUAUCUUUGUGUAGCAUAAGAUAAUAUAACUAAUAUAAUAUAAGCAUAAUCAAUGUACAUACAAAAACAUAGAUAUUUAAACAAACAAUCCUAAAAAUCAACCUGCAAUAGAGCAUGCUGGGAAAUAUGAUAAUGAUGGGCAUGGUUUUUGGUUCAAAGUAUAUGAGUUUCAGGCCCCUGUAUUAGGGUAAAAGUAGGCUCUCAAAAUAAGGGCUUAUGAAAUAUGUAUGGUAUUGUGUUAAAUAAAUGUUUUUUUAAUGAUAACAUAUUCACUUAGGAUCUCACUUGGUGAAGUCCAUAGGACCGAAAAUUUAUGAAUGCAACAACCAUGUCUCUGUCACUAACAAAUCAGUCAUGGGUGAAAACACUACAAUGUACUCAAAAGGCACUCAGGCAAAUAUUUGAAUAAGGCUUUACACUAAGCAGUGUGUUAAUUUAACACUUCCGGUGUCUAUACGGGUCCAAAGACUCCACACUGUCAGUAUUAAUUAUUAUUAUGAAUUAUAUUUUAAAUCACAAAAAUGUGUCUUAUAAGUCCAUGUCCCAAGUAAUUUGUUGUGUAGAUCCAUAAAUACUGCAUUCGGAAAGUAUUCAGACCCCUUCCCUCUUUCUACAUUUUGUUACGUUACAGCCUUAUUCUAAAAUGGAUUAAGUAAUUUUUUUCCUCAUCAAUCUACACACAAUACCCCAUAAUGACAAAGCGAAAAACGGAUUUUAGAAAUGUUUGCAAACUUAUAAAAAUUAAAAACAGAUACCUUAUUUACAUACAGUUGAAGUCGGAAGUUUACAUACACCUUAGCCAAAAACAUUUAAACUCAGUUUUUCACUAUUCCUGACAUUUCAUCCUAGUAAUAAUUCCCUGUCAGGUCAGUUAGGAUCACCACUUUAUUUUAAGAAUGUGAAAUGUCAGAAUAAUAGUAGAGAGAAUGAUUUAUUUCAGCUUUUAUUUCUUUCAUCACAUUCCCAGUGGGUCAGAAGUUUGCAUACACUCAAUUUGUAUUUGGUAGCAUGGCCUUUAAAUUGUUUAACUUGGGUCAAAUGUUUGGGGUAGUUUUCCACAAGCUUCCCACAAUAAGUUGGGUGAAUUUUGGCCCAUUCCUCCUGACAGAGCUGGUGUAACUGAGUCAGGUUUGUAGGCCUCCUUGCUCGCACAUGCUUUUUCAGUUCUGCCCACACAUGUUCUAUAGGAUUGAGGUCAGGGCUUUGUGAUGGCCACUCCAAUACCUUGACUUUGUUGUCCUUAAGCCAUUUUGCCACAACUUUGGAAGUAUGCUGGGGGUCAUUGUCCAUUUGGAAGACCCAUUUGCGACCAGGCUUUAACUUCCUGACUGAUAUCUUGAGAUGUUGCGUCAAUAUAUCCACAUAAUUUUCCUUCCUCAUGAUGCCAUCUAUUUUGUGAGGUGCACCAGUCCCUCCUGCAGGAAAGCACCCCCACAGCAUGAUGCUGCCACCCCCGUGCUUCACAGUUGGGAUGGUGUUCUUCGGCUUGCAACCACCCCCUUUUCCCUCCAAACAUAACGAUGGUCAUUAUGGCCAAACUGUUCUAUUUUUGUUUCAUCAGACCAGAGGACAUUUCUCCAAAAAGUAUGAUCUUUGUCCCCAUGUGCAGUUGCAAACCGUAGUCUACCUUUUUUAUGGCGGUUUUGGAGCAGUGGCUUCUUCCUUGCUGAGCGGCCUUUCAGGUUAUGUCGAUAUAGGACUCGUUUUACUGUGGAUAUAGAUACUUUUGUACCUGUUUCCUCCAGCAUCUUCACAAGGUCCUUUGCUGUUGUUCUGGGAUUGAUUUGCAUUUUUCGCACCAAAGUACGUUCAUCUCUAGGAGACAGAACGCGUUUCCUUCCUGAGCGGUAUGACGGCUGUGUGGUCCCAUGGUGUUUAUACUUGCGUACUAUUGUUUGUACAGAUGAACGUGGUACCUUCAGGCGUUUGGAAAUUGCUCCCAAGGAUGAACCAGACUUGUGGAGGUCUACAAUUUAUUUUCUGAGGUCUUGGCUGAUUUCUUUUGAUUUUCCCAUGAUGUCAAGCAAAGAGGCACUGAGUUUGAAGGUAGUCCUUGAAAUAUAUCCACAGGUACACCUCCAAUUGACUCAAAUGAUGUCAAUUAGCCUAUCAGAAGCUUCUAAAGCCAUGACAUCAUUUUCUGGAAUUUUCCAAGCUGUUUAAAGGCACAGUCAACUUAGUGUUUGUAAACUUCUGACCCACUGGAAUUGUGAUACAGUGAAUUAUAAGUGAAAUAAUCUGUCUGUAAACAAUUGUUGGAAAACCUACUUGUGUCAUGCACAAAGUAGAUGUUCUAACCGACUUGCCAAAACUAUAGUUUGUUAACAUGAAAUUUGUGGAGUGGUUGAAAAACGAGUUUUAAUGACUCCAACCUAAGUGUAUGUAAACUUCCGACUUCAACUGUAAGUAUUCAAACCCUUUGCUAUGAGACUCGAAAUUGAGCUCAGAUGCAUCCUGUUUCCAUUGAUCAUCCUUGAGAUCUUUCUACAACUUGAUUGGAGUCCACCGGUGGUCAAUUCAAUUGAUUGGACAUGAUUUGUCCGAGUAAAAACCAUGCCAUGAGGUCGAAGGAAUUGUCCGUAGAGCUCCGAGACAGUAUUGUGUCGAGGCACAGAUCUGGGGAAGUGUACCAAAAAAUGUCUGCAGCAUUGAAAGUCCCCAAGAAUACAGUGGCCUCCAUCGUUCUUAAACGGAAGAAGUUUGGAACCACCAAGACUUUUCCUAGAGCUGGCCUCCCAGCCAAACUGAGAAUGUCAUUGGUUAGGGAAGUGACCAAGAACCUGAUGGUCACUCUGACAGAGUUCCUCUGUGGAGAUGGGAGAAACUUCAAGAAGGACAACCAUCUUUGCAGCACUCCACCAAUCGGGCGUUUAUGGUAGUGUGGCCAGACGGAAGCCACUCAGUAAAAGGCACAUGACAGCCCGCUUGGAGUUUGCCAAUAGGCACCUAAAGGACUCUCAGACAAUGAGAAACAAGAUUCUCUGGUCUGAUGAAACCAAGAAUGAACUCUUUGGCCUGAAUGCCAACCGUCACGUCUGGAGGAAACCUGGCACCAUCCCUACGGUGAAGCAUGGUGGUGGCAGCUUCAUGCUGUGGGGAUGUUUUUCAGCAGCAGGGACUGGGAGACUAGUCAGGAUCAAGGGAAAGAUGAACGGAUCAAUGUACAGAGAGAUCCUUGAUGAAAACCUGCUCCAGAGCGCUCAGGACCUCAGACUGGGGCGAAGGUUCACCUUCCAACAUAACAACGAUCCUAAGCACACAGCCAAGACAACGCAAGUGUGGCUUCGGGACAAGUCUUUGAGUGGCCCAGCCAGAGGCCGGACUUGAACCCAAUCAAACAUCACUGGAGAGACCUGACAAUAGCUGUGCAGCGACGCUCCCCAUCCAACCUGACAGAGCUUGAGAGGAUCUACAGAGAAGAAUGGGAGAAACUAAACUAACUGUUCUAGUUUUUGGUUCUUUAUCAAAUAUUUGGCAACCAUCCCCUAAAUUAAUGGGUUGUUUUCAAAGGAAAUAGUUGCCUUUAGUUGAUUCUCUAUAUUCAACUACAUAGAGUAUUUGAAAAGUUUGUAUUUUAACUACAAAAUACAACCAUUUUCUGCCCAGGUCUGAUCCACAAUACCAUCGUUUAUAGAGGAUGCACAGUUGGAAAAAAAAGUGUUGUAAUCAACAGCCAGUGUUAAUUUUUUUAUUUGGGGCUAUAACAAUUAUAGCAAGUCAGUCAGUAUUUUUUACAGUAUUUCAAUCAGUUUUCCACGUUGAUCGAAUGUCAUCACAUUGAAUAUUUUUGUUGUUGUUGAAAGUUUUGAUUAGUUUUAAUUUCAAUAUUACAGAUGUACAAAGAGGACGUCUUACGUCUUACAGAUUGAGUUUGAUAGCUCAGCUGCAUCUGGGUCCAAAUAUAAACCUGAUGACCGUGACAGCUCGAGUUUCCCACUGAAAACCGAACUGCACCCUUAGUUUUUGUUUACUUUCAAUAUUACAGACAUACAAGGAGGAUAGCGAUACUGACGUCUUAUAGAUUGAGCUUGAUAGCUUAGCUGCGUUUGAGUAUAAACCUGUUUCUCCAGUGACCCCAUUUUAAAAUCAGGUGGUGACCCCUUGUUUGGGAAACGCUUAUUUAGGGUUAGGAAAGUAUUUAUGAAUCUACCUACUUCAUAAAAAUAACAGGUGUUGAGAGAAUAAAAAAUAGAGGUUUGAUUCAUCCUGAAAGUUGCCAUAUUCAGUUGUUCAAUCCAUUAAAUAUAAAUAAAGGGGAGAAAAGUGUAGAAAGUGGUUGAACAACAGUCAUAUAAAUCUACCUUAAUCCUCACUGAUGAUGGAACUGUGAUGACAACGGUCCAGUCGUCAUGAACCGUGCGUCGGGCUCCAGGUUUAAACUGCCAUAUUUUGUCUGCAUUCCAUAAUGAUUCAAAUAGGCUACAUGUCCCACAUUAUUGCGCAACUUGCAAUUAAAUAUUAUUCAUUAUUGCUAGCAACCCUCAGCAACAACCACAUGGACGUGACAGCAUUUACAGAGGAAACAAAUAAAGAUAGGCUAAAUCAAACAAUGUAAUGAAAUGUAGGGUAGGCCUACCAACUGAAAGGAACUAACACUAAAUUGGCAGUUAUAUAUGUGUGGUUAUUACUUACGGUCACUACCGAUAGUGGCUAAUAAUAUUUAACAUUAUAGGAAAUUGUAGGAAACAGGAAAAAUCUGGGAAUAUAAUUAAAACAUUCUAGAGUGCACAAAGUUUAAAUUUGGACUGUCAUUAUGCUCGGCUUUGCCUUGCGUCUUGCGUCUCCAGGAUUCAUCCCUGAAAGUUAUAAGGCCAUACAAUUUAAAUUCUGCAUAACGGCACAGCAUUUCAUACUUCCCUGUGGCAAAGGGGCAUAAAUACCUGUCAUGUUGAUGUGCUUUUCAGUUUGCUGCCAUAUGACUGAUUUCACAUUUGUCUCCAGCGAUCAUAGUGUAAAAUAGAUCUAAAACAAUUGUCAUUUAUAUUUACAAUCCCCUUAUCCAAACAGAUUACUCAUUUACCUAGCUCUUAUCAAUUUAUAAAUUACAGUGCAUGGAGAAUGAUGCUAUUACUAUCGGGAAAAAUAAAGUCGCUGUUUUUCCACUUGGAACCAACAGGUUCGCUAGACCUUAUCCAUGGUUUCCUCAUGCGUAAAGGUGGUGGAAUUAUGAGGGAAUUAAGUCAAGGUCUGAAUAUGGCGUAUCUGUAGACACACCUCUGCCAUACCUCCACCUUUCUGUGAUCUCCACCCCAAACGAAUACAUGGCUGGCACAUGCGUUUCCCCAUGCUUAAGUUCAAGGUCAGAAUAGGCGCAGAGAGAAAAUUGCAUAAAACUGGAAUUAAGUUCCUUUUACGUGCGCACAUAACUUGGGUCUGAAUUCCACCCUUAUAGCCUACAUCAGUGGUUUAUGAUCUUGUCAUGGUGGUUAAAUACAAGACCAAGCUACCAUGACUGGUUGCUUGGGAACACUGAAUACCUAGAGCCCUCAAACUCAACUCUGGACCUCGAAGCCAGUUCCACUGAGUUUUUCAUUGUUCCCCUCUAAUCAGGGACUGAUUUAGACCUGGGACAUCAGGUCGGUGCAAUUAAUUAUCAGGUAGAACAGAAAACCAGCAGACGACGGACCUCGUAGGGUAAGAGUUGAAUACACCUGACCUAGAGGAGGAUAACGCUUGAGAGCUGGAUAUCUGACUGAUUGAUUGAGAUAAGAAGUUGAAAGUGUGUUUUAUAUGAAGAAAGUAUCCAUUGUCCCAAGGUAUAUGAUUCAGAUCUAAUGUUGUCUGUUUUCUUGUUGUUGUAUCUUUCAGGUCCGAAGGUUGUGUCCCCAUACAGCGGCUACAGUGGUCAGCUCCGCAGUUCUGUCUACCAGCCCACAGAGCUAGCUAUCAUUAGCAAGGGAAUGGGGAAUGUGAGUACUGGCCAUCAGUUGUUUGUCCAUGCACACACACACACACAGGCACGUCUGCACACACACACACACACACACAGCCUCAGAUUGUUGUUGAUUAGUUUUUCAAUUCUCUCUUAAAAAGAAAGCGGAACCUUAUUAAUAUCCAUUUGUUUUAAUAUUAUUCCCUUCUCUGUUGUCUGGAUGCUGAUGUGCAUGUUGUGGCCCAUGUGUAUCGUUGGCUGCAGCAGGAAAUGUCCUAUGAGUCUCGCAUCCCCCGAGCCUCCAUCAACAACAGCUCCCCGGCCCACAGAGGGGGCAGUACCCUGUCA